AUGGACAACAAGGGCAAUUAUCCUCCUCCACCACCACAAAGUGCAAGCUAUCAACCUCCUCCACCACAGCAAGGAUAUUACCAGCCUCCUCCUCCUGGUGGUGGUCAACAAUAUUAUCAACCACAGCCACAACCCCAAGCAUUCUAUGUCCAACAACAACCACAACAAGAUCGAGGUGCUGGAGAAGGACUUUGCAUGGGAUGUCUCGCCGCAUGUUGUUUAUGUUGUACGCUAGAUGCCUUGUGUUAA
Molecule: messenger RNA, 249 nt
Organism: Lichtheimia ornata
Lineage: Eukaryota; Fungi; Mucoromycota; Mucoromycetes; Mucorales; Lichtheimiaceae
Exons: 2
Coding region: 1-249 (82 amino acids)
Source: RefSeq, a predicted model, not a curated record